Tachyglossus aculeatus (Australian echidna) is the source of this 690-nucleotide messenger RNA. Its product is annotated as olfactory receptor 4P4-like. Gene Ontology annotation, cellular component: membrane. The transcript has a single exon. The coding region runs from base 1 to 690 and encodes 229 amino acids. The record is from RefSeq and is a predicted model, not a curated record. Gene Ontology annotation, molecular function: olfactory receptor activity; G protein-coupled receptor activity. Gene Ontology annotation, biological process: G protein-coupled receptor signaling pathway. Lineage: Eukaryota; Metazoa; Chordata; Mammalia; Monotremata; Tachyglossidae.
AUGGAUAUCUGCUACACUUCCACAGUUAUUCCCGAACUAGUCCGAGAUUUGCUUUCUGAGAAGAACACCAUCGCCUUUGGUGACUGCAUGAUGCAACUCUUUACCAUGCAGUUAUUUGAUGGAGUUGAGGUCUUCAUCCUUGUGGGGAUGGCCUAUGAUCGCUACAUUGCCAUCUGCAAAUCCUUGCAAUAUAUGGUCAUCAUGAACAAGCAGCAGUGUGCCACAGAGGUUGAAGUACGCUGGGGAGGAGGAUUUCUCCAUUUCAUCGUUCAGUACCUCCUUGUCAUAUAUUUGCCCUUCUAUGGUCCCAAUAAGAUUGAUCACUAUUUCAUCGAUGUUUACCCUCUCUUAGAACUGGUCUGCUCAGUCACUGAUGUCCCUCGCCAAUUCAGGGACAAUUGUAUUGAUCUCAUUUGUAGUUUUGGUCUUCUCUUAUGUCACCAUUUUAGCCAGUCUGAAUAUCCACUCUUUGGAAGGACGGCACAAAGCCCUCGCUACCUGAGAUUCCCACAUCACCAUGCUGGCCCUGCUUUUCUUGACUCUUGCAUCUUCAUUUACCUCCGGCCGACCCAGACCUUCCCUGAGGAUAAGGUGUUUGCUCUGAUUUACACCAUCACUGCCCCCAGGUUCAACUCCUUCAUCUACACGCUGAGCAAUAAAAAUGGCCAUGAGGAAGGUGUAGUGCUUUAA